Actinia tenebrosa (Australian red waratah sea anemone) is the source of this 4307-nucleotide messenger RNA. RefSeq lists its product as uncharacterized. NCBI's taxonomy places the organism in Eukaryota, Metazoa, Cnidaria, Anthozoa, Actiniaria, Actiniidae. The record is from RefSeq and is a predicted model, not a curated record.
AGUCUAACUCUAUUGUUUUAUAACUUUUCAUUAUAGUUUUGUAAAAGAAAUUAUUUCCGUUUUAUUUUCCCCAAAAUCUUCGCUUUCUUUGAGUUGCGGACUACCUGUGUCGGCGCGUCUCUGUUGCUAUGUGAUGACGUCAUAAUAGGCACAAACGACCAAGAAAACAUGGCAUAUCCCGUAUUUUGACUUGAAAAAACUCAACAAAAACAACUUAAAGUCAUAUUUAAAAAAUGUAUACCGUUAUGGUAUGCUUCAAAGAAAGACUGAUAAAUGUUUUGUGCUAUCAAAAUGGAUUUAUAUUUGAAAAUAUGACCAGAAAUUGAGCCUAAAAAGAUGCGAAGUCCUCGUGCAGCACAAGUUUGUUGUGAUAGUUCUCUGUGUCAACAUCCAGAUUGUUGGCGUUUAAAUUUACAGCGAGUAAGAGAAGCAGUAUGGCGUAGAAAUGGCAUUGAAUCUGAAGAAUCCUCUACGACAAGAUCAAUGAAUGUUGACCAAGUGUAUUUGACAAAAGAGCAACGUUUGGAGUCAACUGAUGGUGGACUACCUACUCUCAAGGUAGUUGAUAUGUUCAGUGACCUUGAUGAAAGGAUAAAUAGUGCCCCUAACAGGCAGUUGAAACAACCGAACCUUCACAGACGAUCCACCUUGCUACCAUCACUCUCUCCAGACCAAAGCCAACCAACUGUUUCUCCCCAAAUGCCCCACCCAUCACCUAUUAUUUCACCAUCAGCAAGAACAGAAUAUCAAAGAAAAAUGCUGUGGAAAAAACAGUUUACCAACCCAUCAAGGGCAGAGACUUCAAUAAGUAGAGAAAGUGGGAAUACAGUUAAAGUAGCAACUAUUGGUGUACAUGAGGUGUAUGAACCAGAAGAACUAUGCCAGGAAUGGGAAGAAGUGUAUGUUACUUCAGCUUAUCUUGUGUGGUGUCCUUCCAAUAAAAAGAAGAGAAAGAAAAGAAAAGGAUCAAGUGGGAGUUCAAGGUCUUCCAUUACAAAACCAAAUUCUAAUAAGGUUAUACCAAAAGAUGUGACUGAAGACUUUGUUCCUGCUGCAAUGGAAACCAUAAAAGAAAUUCCUCCAAAGUCCACUAAGACGCCAACUGGUGGCCAGCCAUACUCACCACACAAGAGCCCUGCUAAUCAAACAAACCUCAAACACUAUGGGAUGGAUGAUCUGUCAGAUUUACCAAGACCUAUUCUCUCUGGGAUGUUGAAAAGGAUUACACAGAGAAGUAAUGAAGUCACUCCAGAACAAGACCCCAGAAAAGAGCCUAAGAUGGCUUCCAGCCCAACAAGUGAACCAAUUACCAAAACCAAAAAGCUUCUGGAUGGCGUAGACCUCUCUGCAGACUUUGACAGCGUGGUGGCCAAAGAGGAGAGAGCAUCCAAAGUUCGCCUUGCAGUUGACAUUAAUUCUCGGUUUACAACUCCAGCAGAAGAUGAAGCAUUAGAAAAACAAAAGGAAAUGGAGAAAAGUGAAAAGGAAAAGCAAGAAGCUGAAGCGCACCCAACAAAUGUCCUAGACUUGGUCAAAAAGGGUGAUUACAAGCCUGCGCAGUGUAAGUCAAGUCGUGAAUUACUCCGUUUAAACUCUAUUGGUGUUCCAGUUGAAGACCUUCCUUCUCCCAAAUCUCAUCAUUGUAUGAGUUCUAUUCCAAGAAGACUGAGUUUGGGCGCGUCCCUUGAGCCAGUGAAUAUAGUACCAAUUGAAGGAUGUCCUACCAACACCCCCCCUAAUGAACCACAGGCUACCCAAGUAGCAAAAUUCGAUGAAAUAAAAUCAAAGAAAUCACAGAAAAUAAAUGAGUUCUUYGUGGAUAUUCCUCAUGGUCGUGCUAGCUCUGCUUUGGAACGAAGCCCGUAUUAUGGUGAAGUGGAUAGACUCUACGUUCACCAAUCAUUCAGGAACUCCCCUUCACCAGUUAGGGCACCUGCGCCAACGCCCAGCAGUCCAGACAAGUACUCAGAGUUUUUCCGGCAACAUUCCCGUGUUUCACAAGCUCAUCGCAGUACCUCCUUACAAGAAGACGACAUGCUUGCAUCAAUGCAAAGAUGGAAUACCUUAAGCUAUGUGGGUGAUACAGAGGAGCCUGCUCGCCUUGAAGGGCUUGCCGAGGCUCCGAUUUCUAUACUAAGGGGGAGUCCUGCAGGAAGACGAUUUGUAGAAGCAGACAAGGAUCAGGACGUGUCAGAAGAAAGAAUUUUCUUGACCGAAGGUUUUGAAGCAACACAAGAUCGUCAUAAUACACCAGAUACAGGAUUUUUGGUAGAUGACAAGAGGGUUCUGAAGGGACCGCCUUCAGACACGAGGGGUCGAAGCCCCAGUCCUGGAAGCCGUACACGCAUUCCUAAAGACAUCAUUGAAGAGUUUCGUGGUAAUCUCUACGGAAAGCAAUUGCCUAAAGAGGAAUCCAAGGCCAAACAAAAAGCAUUAGGUUCAAAAUCCAGGGAAAUUGUUCUUGGUCCUAAAAUCACAGUGUCUGGAUGGCGUCCUCCAAGAUCAAGGACCCCUAUUCCGUUUGCUGAAACUCCUGCUCGCUUUGCUCCUCGACCUCUUAAACAACCUCCUCAAGAAUCCGUGCCUAAGUCGUUACAUAUUGUCCCAAUCCCUACCCAGAACUUUCAACGACCAAGGAGUACUCCUCCGAGAAUUACCACUCCAAAGUCAAAUUAUAUAGCGCAAGUGCUAUCAGAAUCUUCGCUUCAUAAUACUGGUACAUCUAUAGAGGUACAUGGUCCUUCAACUAACCUCAGUGAUACUGGAUCAGUACCCCCUCCUCCCUCCCCUGAGGCUCUUAUUUUACCUAAUGACCUCAACAUGGCCGUGUCGACACUGGAGCCUUUGUGUGAAGAAGAUGAACGUAGUAGUCGGACAACUAGUAUUGCUGAGUUCGUUGAAAAGGGCACUGGUAAUCCUAGGUUGUCCCCACUUGGAGGUGGAAGUGAGAUCAGUGAAGAAUCAAUCGAUCUUCCAAAAGAACUGUGCGAAGAUCCUGAGGAUGUUAAGGAAGAAGAUGAUAAGGAGGUACCAGAAAACCAGGAAGAAAAUGAUGGUGGGUCUGACCACAAUAACACAAAGUCCCAGGUUGACCAGGACAAUGCUACAGAUGUAAAACAACCAGAACAGCCUGAAGAACAAGUACAGGAAGAUGAAGGGUUAAACAACGAGAAGACUGAAGAUAAAGUACAACAAAACGAUAACGAAGUGUCGUCUACACCUGUACCAGAUACCAUUGAUAAAAAUGAGCUUCAAGCUACAGAAUUAACCCAAGGCACUGAUGAUCCCUUAGAGGUAACACAAACCUUUGAAUCCGAAGAACCACGCCCACUAGUAUCUCCUCAAGCGAUCUCUCCUAGGCAUGGCUCACCCGAGACAGCACCUCAACCUCCAGCCUCACCAGAUAUAACAUCUGAUCAAGACUUUACAGAAGGUGUUGAUAUGGACUUGGAUCUUACUGCUCAGCUACAGGCUGCUAUGGAGGGAUUAGAUGAUUUUGAUCUAGAUGAUGAUGAUGGGGAUGACAAUGUUAAUACCAGGGAUGAGGACGACAAUAUUAAUAUUAUUGAAAAUAGACAAGACGAAGGAGAUAAAAAUAGUGAUCCCAUUGAUGAGGAAAAUGAGAAGAACAAGGUCCAUAAUGGCGACAAAAACCAUGAUACUAAUGAUACUGAUGAUGGAAAAACUGAUAGCAAUAAUGACGAAAAUACGGACCAUACUAUUGAUAAAGAAAAUGACGUAAAUAAGGUUGAUAGUGAUGACAAAAUGAUUCAAGAUGUCAACAAUGAUAACAGUGAUAAUGAUGAAAGUGACGUAGCUCAAAGCAAUUUGGACAAAGUCGAUCAAGAAGAGAAUUAUUUUGACAGAACAUCACCAUUACUAGAGGCAUAACUUUGUAUCAAUAUAUAUACUAGUCAACCAAAAAUCAUUCAGUAAAAAUAGAAAGUAAUCAAAUUAAUUUGAAUAAUAUUUGUACAAAAUGAUUGGUUGAAAUAUUUGAUGCAAUUAAGUGAUUCUAUUUUUUUACUAUUUUUGAACCAGCUGAUUAUAAUUUAUCUGAAUAAAAUGAAUACAAUGAAUAUUUUAGUGUUUAUAAGUUAUAAGCUUUGCUGUAGUAAAACCUAAAUUACCAUUAAUAUAGGUAACAGGAUUACAUGUUGUCCAAUUUGAAAAUAAGUAGGUUUUAAAAAAAUAGAGAGGAAUAUGUUUAAAUUGGACAGGCAUGUAGGCGGGUGCUAUUGAAGGUUAAUGAUAUCUAAAUUAUCAAUUUAUAUGCCAAACUUAUAAAAUUAGUCCAAAUAUAACAA